AUGCCUUCUGGGUCGUCGUCUGGUGAUACAAGAAAAACCUUCGUUUUGACAACAACAGCGAACUAUUUUGGUUUAUCUCCUUCUGAUGGCGCUUUUAAAGACCUACAUGACCGCAAGGAACUCAAUACCUUCCUAGAUGAUGGCAACUGUCCGGUUUUGGUUGCUAACUGCGAAGCUAAACAAAGCAAGAUUAACUUAAGUAAUAGUGUUGAUUCAACUGUUGCUACUGACAAACUUUUGUUAUUUUUCAAGCUUCAGCCUGCUGUUAUUACUCCAGACAACUUGCAUGAUAAUGUGUUCGUAUCGUCCAUGUUAGAUUCUCCCAUUGACACUUUUUAUCACGCUGUGCAAAAAGUGUAUGCUCCACUUUUAUUGAAAGAUGAUAAAUGGAGUCAGAAAUUUGAUCCAAAGUUACAGACUUUGUUGAGUGAACUUGAAGCAGGUCUUGCCACGGUUGUGCGCAAGCAACAGUUUACUGGUUCGGGAAAGAAAUCACUGGCAAGCGAGGAAAAUGUUGGUGGGAUCUUGACUCCUCAAGACGAAUUCCAGUAUUGGGCAGAUGCGGCAGUGUCGGGUUAUGAUUUAAGUGAAAGAGAAAGAGCUACGUACUUUCAAGAACUAUUCCAAAAAG
This is a messenger RNA of Paramuricea clavata, 631 nucleotides long. The record is from the annotation of a GenBank genome assembly. Lineage: Eukaryota; Metazoa; Cnidaria; Anthozoa; Malacalcyonacea; Plexauridae.